Molecule: messenger RNA, 477 nt
Organism: Diorhabda sublineata
Lineage: Eukaryota; Metazoa; Arthropoda; Insecta; Coleoptera; Chrysomelidae
Exons: 2
Coding region: 50-463 (137 amino acids)
Source: RefSeq, a predicted model, not a curated record
CAAAUAUUCUUUGUGAGAAUAUAUUCAAAUUUCUAGUGAAAAAUACAUCAUGAUUAAGAGUGAAAAUUCUUCCAGUUUUAUUCCAUUUUUACAUAGAAUCCACACGCAGUUAAGGAAAGCUCUUGAAAUAGUAACCAGCAAACCGAAAAUGUACAAAUAUGAAUGUAGUCUGAACGAAUGCCUGGAGCAUUUAAAAGCUGAAAUGCAGGAACUCGUCAAAAUUGCGAAGAGGCACCCGGAUUAUGAAACAUGUGAAUCAAUAGUAAUCUGCAGACCCAAGAAAAUAUACAGACAUGAACCUAGUAUAUACGAAAGAUUGGAACGUAUCAAAAAAGACCUAAACGAACUUCUGAAAAUCGUCACGAGGAACAAGGAUUUUAAAGUUCAGAUGUCGCUGGCAGAAUUAUUCUUUAUUAUUGAGUUUGAUAUAGAGAGAGUUUUCAACAAUAUUUUUGGACGUUAAAUCAAUAUUUUGUA